AUGGUGAGGAAGGACACCCCAUCAGAUCAGAGUCUUCAUAGCAGAGAUUCAAGGUUCAGAAAAGAAAAGUUUGAUCCUCUGACCAAAGACUCCACAUUUAAACAGGACCUUUCAACCACCAAAGAGGCUAGGUUCAGACAGGAUCCUCCAGCCAAAGACUCAGGGUUAAGACUGGAUCAUUCUACCUCGAAAGAGACAAGGUUUAGACGGGAUUCCACAGCAAAGGACUCAGGGCUAAGACAGGACUCUUCCAAUGCCAAAGAGAUGUGGCUUAGACGGGAUACUCAAGAAUCAGGUUCAGGUCCAAGAGUGGAUACUUCUGUUGCCAAAGACACCAGGUUUAGACAAUAUCUUUCAACCAAAGACUCACAGUUAAGACUGGACCCUUCCAGUUCCAAUAGGGCAAGGUUCAGAGAGGAUCCUCAAAAUCCUGCACAAGAGAUGAGGUUGAGAUGGGAUACUCCAGCCAGUGACACAGAGCUAAGACUGGACCCUUCCACUGCACAAGAGAUGAGGUUCCGACAUGAUUCUCCAGGCACAGACAUGGAGUUAAGACUAGACCCUUCCUCUGCCCAAGAGAUGAGGUCCAGACCGGAUCCUCCAGCCACAAGCUCAAGCUUCAGACAGGGUCCUUCCACUGCACAAGAGAUGAGGUCCAGACAGGAUCCUCCAGCCACAAGCUCAAGCUUCAGACAGGAUCCUUCCACUGCACAAGAGAUGAGGUCCAGACAGGAUCCUCCAGCCACAAGCUCAAGCUUCAGACAGGGUCCUUCCACUGCCCAAGAGAUGAGGUCCAGACAGGAUCCUCCAGCCACAAGCUCAAGCUUCAGACAGGAUCCUUCCACUGCACAAGAGAUGAGGUCCAGACAAGAUCCUCCAGCCACAAGCUCAAGCUUCAGACAGGAUCCUUCCACUGCUCAAGAGAUGAGGUCCAGACAGGAUCCUCCAGCCACAAGCUCAAGCUUCAGACAGGAUCCUUCCACUGCUCAAGAGAUGAGGUCCAGACCCAAUCCUCCAGCCACAAGCUCAAGCUUCAGACAGGAUCCUUCCACUGCCCAAGAGAUGAGGUCCAGACAGGAUCCUCCAGCCACAAGCUCAAGCUUCAGACAGGAUCCAUCUGCUUCAAAGCAUGUACAAUUCAAAGAAUUGCCUGCCUCCAAGCAAGUUCAGUUCAAACAAGACAUUACCACAUCAAACACUCAAGCUCCAUGGAUGAGACGGGCCCAGGCAGAACCACAAAGUGCAGGCACAUCUAGUCAGUUGAGAGCUGGAAGUACUCAAGUCAGGCUCACAAGGAGGUCUAGAGUAGAGAAACCAUCCCUUCCCCCACCCAAAUCAUCCCAGUCAAAGAAAGGCAAUUUCCCUCAUGUCAGCAAACACUAG
Messenger RNA from Haliotis rubra (blacklip abalone), 1383 nucleotides. RefSeq names its product TRIO and F-actin-binding protein-like. NCBI's taxonomy places the organism in Eukaryota, Metazoa, Mollusca, Gastropoda, Lepetellida, Haliotidae. Bases 1 to 1383 code for a protein of 460 amino acids. The transcript has a single exon. The record is from RefSeq and is a predicted model, not a curated record.